AUGGCUUCUCUCCUUGGCAAGAAAUUCGGUGCGCCCGUCGCUCGGCCAAUGGCUCCCUUCUACAUCUCCGGCCUCAUUAUCCUCUACGGAGUCAACGCUGCCGCGACGGCAAUGAUGCAAUCCGACGAGUACAAGAGCGAUCCGCGGAACCCUUACAACAAGAACCCGACGUCCGACAGCGCCCAUUAA
Messenger RNA from Trematosphaeria pertusa, 189 nucleotides. RefSeq lists its product as uncharacterized. The transcript has 4 exons. Gene Ontology annotation, molecular function: proton transmembrane transporter activity. The record is from RefSeq and is a predicted model, not a curated record. The coding region runs from base 1 to 189 and encodes 62 amino acids. NCBI's taxonomy places the organism in Eukaryota, Fungi, Ascomycota, Dothideomycetes, Pleosporales, Trematosphaeriaceae. Gene Ontology annotation, biological process: proton motive force-driven ATP synthesis.